Paramuricea clavata is the source of this 1542-nucleotide messenger RNA. Lineage: Eukaryota; Metazoa; Cnidaria; Anthozoa; Malacalcyonacea; Plexauridae. The record is from the annotation of a GenBank genome assembly.
AUGGAAGAUGUGGCUAUUGCAUAUGGCUACAAUAACAUCGAAGAAACAAUUCCGAAGUCAAUGACCAUCGCUAAUCAAGUAUGUGCUUUGUGUGAUCAAAGUCUUACAAGUAGUACUUUACCAGAAAGAACUCCCUUUACAUAUAUUUAAUAGUAAUAGGCCUAAUUGUUGUUUUGUUUUUGUAUAGUUUCCUUUAAAUAAGUUAUGUGAUUUAUUGAAAUCUGAAGUUGUUCAAGCUGGAUAUACAGAAGCGUUGACCUUUGCAUUGGUUAGUUUUUUCCAACUUUCUGCAUAAACUUCUAAAAAUUGAAUUUGAAAUUUAGUUGUUGGCAAACUAAGCGAACAUUAAUGGCCAUUCUAUAAGUGGUACAUAAAAAAAUACUAUCAUCGGCAGUUAAAUAGAUGGUGGUCAACCGACUGUUAUCAACGUAAAAAGUAAAGACUUUUCAUUCUUUGCAUUCCCAUUUUAGUGUUCGCGAGACGAUAUCGCGGAUAAACUAAACAGAAACUUCGAGUCUACGCAAGCAGUGGAAAUAGAUAAUCCGAAGACACUGGAAUUCCAAGUACGACAGAGUUUAAGCCAAGCUCUAUAUACUGUUGGAGAAAUAUUCUUUAUUUAUCUUUAUAUCUGUCUAUCUGAAGUCUCUUUUUUUAUUCAGUUUCAUCUGAUAUUCCGAUGCGUUUGUUUUCUUAGGUUGUAAGAACAACUUUAUUGCCUGGAGUUUUAAAGACAAUCAGUGCUAACAGGAAAAUGCCGCUACCGUUAAAACUUUUUGAAGUUUCUGAUAUUGUUCUUCAAGAUAACAAAAAAGGUGGGUAUGAAUAAUUCACUGGAUUAAUUCAGGUUGUUUAAUCGAUUGCCAUGGUAUUUAGUGAUGGUGUCUUUUGUUUUAAAAAGAUGUUGGGGCCAGAAAUCAUCGACGAAUUUGUGCAGUGAACUAUAACAAAACUCCUGGUUUCGAGGUAACUUUAUUUUGGAAAUCCUAUGAAAUUUCUUUUUCAUUUUUAUUCACAAUAAUCAUGAUAAUAUUGAUGAUUUUUUGUAGGUAGUCCAUGGGCUCCUAGACCGAAUAAUGCAACUGUUGGAAGUUAAGCCGGCUAAAGAUAAGUCAGAAAAUGAUCCCGGUUAUUACAUUAAGGCAAUUGAAGGUAAGAGGAACGAUUAUUAAACACACAAGCAGAAAUGUAUCCAGACAAAUCCAGAAACAUAUUUUGUUUGAUUUCCUACAGUGAAACAUUGUUUCCUGGUUCGCCCACCUAAUGUUUUGCAGCCUAGUUUGCUCAGAGAAUUGCCAAAAGCUUAAAUUCUCUCAAAAAUUGUGAUUGUAGACGUAGUAUUAUGGUAAAUUGAAGAAAGCAAAUAAUUUUAUUUUUAAUUUAUUUUCUAUAGAUCCUGCGUUCUUCCCAGGACGCUGUGCUGAAGUGAUCUGCUCCGGCAGGUCGAUUGGUGUGAUGGGCGUCCUGCAUCCUACAGUCCUCAGCAAAUUUGAACUGAAUAAUCCUUGUGCUGCAUUGGAAAUUGACUUAGAACAAUUUCUAUAA